Sclerotinia sclerotiorum 1980 UF-70 is the source of this 1821-nucleotide messenger RNA. RefSeq lists its product as hypothetical. The coding region runs from base 1 to 1821 and encodes 606 amino acids. The transcript is spliced from 2 exons. Lineage: Eukaryota; Fungi; Ascomycota; Leotiomycetes; Helotiales; Sclerotiniaceae. The record is from RefSeq and is a predicted model, not a curated record.
AUGGCUCCCUACAUCACCGAGGAAGAACUUCCUCAAGCAAUCCCAACUCCAGUUUCUAAAAACCUCAUCGACGACGAGGAAGGAUCUUCACCUCUACCCACCAAAGACCACCACACCUCAUCCUCCCAAACCCCAAAACCAACCUACCAAUCUAUCUCUCAACACCGCCAACAACAAAUCACCUCCUCUAUUCCACCACAAUGGAUUCUUCCACCAAAUAUCCUGGAAGCAUCUCGCAAACACCCUAUCAAUCUUGUAAAAACAUGUGGUCUUUUGAGUGAAAGAGAGAUAGAGAUUGUGUAUAGUAAUGCAGUUACUUUACUUGAGAAGAUGAGGAGAAGGGUGUAUACGGCUGUGGAGGUUACGAGGGCAUUUUGCAUGGCGAGUGCUGUUGCGCAUCAGGCUACAAACUGUCUCGCCUGGACCAUGUACGACUCAGCUCUUUCCCGCGCCGCCGAACUCGACGCCUACAUGGAAUCAACAGGAAACCCUAUAGGACCUCUCCACGGUCUCCCAAUUUCAGUAAAAGAACAUCUCUAUCUCAUUGAUACACCCUCAACCUCGGGAUUCGUAGCAUGGGCCAAUAAUUUCUGUGCGAAUAAUGAGCAGGAGGGCGUUUGUGUCAAAGUUCUCCGCUCAUCUGGUGCAAUUUUCCACGUCAAAACGACUAAUCCUCAAGGUCUCAUGGCUCUUGAAACUUCAUCAAAUCUUUACGGUACUACUACCAAUCCUCUUAAUACCACACUUUCCCCUGGUGGUUCAUCGGGAGGCGAAUCAGCGUUGAUAGCUAUGCAUGGAUCUAUUUUAGGAAUUGGUACGGAUAUUGGAGGAAGUAUUAGAGUACCUGCUAUAAGUUGUGGUCUUUACGCAUUAAAACCUAGUGUGGCACGACUUCCGCAUUCCGGUUUAUCUGGUGCUCAUGAUGGAAUGGAGAGUAUAGUUGGAGUAGUGGGUCCAAUGGCUACUUGUAUAGAUGAUGUAGAAAUAUUCUGCAAAACAUUGUUGGAUGCGGAGCCUUGGAGACAAGAAGUAGGAUUAUUACCUAUUCCAUGGGGAUGUCGUGAAAGUAUCGAGUCAAAAGGGGAGAAAGAGGAAAUGAGAAAAUUAAGAAUAGGUAUUAUAUACACCGACGAAGUACACACACCGCACCCACCCAUAACACGAAUUCUGCACCACACAACCUCUCAGCUAAAAACCUCCGGACACGAAAUCCUCCCCUUCCCAACACAUCUGCACCGUCCCAUCACAGAAAUAAUAGACGCGCUCUACCUCCUCGACAACGGCGCCGAAUACCUCACCCAUCUAUCCCACACCUCAGAACCCGCUACCCCACUCCUCCAAUGGCUGCUCUCCAAACCCAGCACCCAAUCUCGCAGUAUUCCCGAACAAUGGAUACUCCAUCAACAACGAAAUCAUCUACAAGAUGCUUAUGCGAAAAUUAUGGAGAAGAUGGAUAUUGAUUGUAUUAUUGCGCCUGGGGGUGUGAGUGUUGCGAAUGCGCAUGGAGAGGCGAGGUAUUGGGGGUAUACGAGUGUUUUUAAUGGGUUGGAUUUACCGGUUUUUUGUUUACCGGUUGGGGGGGUGGGGGAGGGGGAUGGAGUGGAUGAUGGGUUUGGGGUGGGUGGAAAUCGAGAAAUUGAAGGAGGAAAGGAUGUUAAAGAGAAGACGGAAAUGGAAAAACAAUGGGGUGAUAAUGGACAAGGAGCUAAGAAGUAUGAGGGAGGAAGUGUAGGAAUACAGAUUGUAGGGAGGAGAUUGGAAGAAGAGAAAUUAUUGAAGAUGGUGAGGAUUAUUGAGAGGGAUUUGGGGUUGGGUUUGUGA